This is a messenger RNA of Tripterygium wilfordii, 1766 nucleotides long. Its product is annotated as S-adenosylmethionine decarboxylase proenzyme-like. Bases 208 to 1506 code for a protein of 432 amino acids. Lineage: Eukaryota; Viridiplantae; Streptophyta; Magnoliopsida; Celastrales; Celastraceae. Gene Ontology annotation, biological process: spermidine biosynthetic process; spermine biosynthetic process. The transcript is spliced from 4 exons. Gene Ontology annotation, molecular function: adenosylmethionine decarboxylase activity. Gene Ontology annotation, cellular component: cytosol. The record is from RefSeq and is a predicted model, not a curated record.
UUUCCGUUCUCUUCUCGGCACUCAAACAGAAUUCCUUGGAUUCUCGCCUUUUCUGUGUUUCUGCAUAACUUCGCCUCGAUUUUCCCUUUCUGUUUCGUUAUCUUGAGAUUUUCUGGUUCGUUUUCGAUCGAAGGAAAGUGAUCUCUUCAAAGAUUUCUGUGUAUUUUGCUGCCAUUGAUCAGAUUAAUUAGAAGCGUGAAUGUUUUAAUGGAGACCAAAGGUGGGAAGAAGAAAUCUAGCAGUAGUAGUGUUUCCCUGCAAUACGAAGCACCUCUCGGCUACAUCAUUGAAGACGUUCGUCCCAACGGUGGCAUUGAGAAGUUCCGAUCUGCUGCUUAUUCCAACUGCGUGAGGAAGCCUUCUUCAACUCCACCUCCUUCCCCGAUCGGGUUUGAAGGCUUUGAAAAACGCCUUGAAAUCUCCUUCUUAGAGCCACCACUUUUCAAGGAUCCGGAAGGUUUAGGUCUCCGCGCUCUCACUCGAGCCCAGAUUGACUCCAUCCUUGAACCUGCUUGCUGCACCAUUGUGGCUCAGCUCUCCAACACUGAGUUCGACUCGUACGUGCUAUCUGAGUCGAGCCUUUUCGUAUACCCUCUCAAAAUCAUACUCAAAACAUGCGGCACUACUAAGCUACUCCUGUCAAUCCCUCCGGUUCUCCAACUGGCAAACUCGCUCUCACUCUCUGUUUCGAGUGUCAAAUACUCCCGGGGAAGCUUUAUCUUUCCAAACUACCAACCUGCCCCUCACCGCAGCUUUACGGAGGAAGUCUCUGCAUUGAAUGAAUUCUUCGGACACAUGAAUGCCGAGGCGUAUGUGAUUGGCGAUUCUGCCUCCCCGAAGCGGAACUGGCAUAUUUACUCGGCAACGAAAGAGCCAUCAAAACAGAAGCCACUAAAUCCGACGGAUGGCAUCAAUCUUGAGAUGUGUAUGACCGGUUUGGACGGUAAAAAGGCGUCCGUCUUCUUCAAGAAACAGGGAAUUGAUUCGACGGAGGAAAUGACGAAAUUGUCCGGAAUAUGUGACAUCAUCCCCACUCACGUGAUCUGCGAUUUUGAAUUUGACCCGUGUGGGUACUCUAUGAAUGGAAUAGAGGGUACGGCUUUUUCUACGGUUCACGUGACUCCAGAGGACGGUUUUAGUUAUGCCAGCUAUGAGGCUGCAGGGUUCGACACUGGCUCGGUUAAGCUGGAGCCACUGGUCAAUAGGGUGCUCAAGUGUUUCAGUCCAAGCGAGUUCUCUGUAGCGGUCACAUGCCAUGGUAGUGGGUCUCUGAAGUGGGCCAUGGAGGGCGCUGACGUAGAGGGAUACUGGUGUGAGAAUUUGGUGAAGCAAGAGUUGGUAGGUGGAGGGUGCGUGGUGUACCGAACGUACGUGGCGAAGAGUGAGGUGUGCGCACUGCGCACAGCUGCUGUUAAGGGGAGCGAAAAGUCUUGCUGGAAGGAGGUAGCUGAAGAGGAAGACAUGGGUGGUGCGGUGGUGGUGUGUCGUUGCGUCUCCUCCGUCUGAGGCCAGCCAAUCAGUGUGUCGGUUUGAGUCGUAGUCUCGUCCACAGCAUUUAGCUGGGAGGCUUUUCCUUCCAUGGUAAUAAACGAGUGUAUUUGUUUUAAUUAUUUCUUUAAUUUGCGUGUUUGGAAUUGGGAUUUUGUAUGAAAUGUUUUUAUUUGUUUCAAUCUUGUUUGGGCCCAUGAGACCAUACUUGUCUGGGUUUGUUAGGCUCAAAUAAAUGGAGACUGUUGAUAUCAUUUAUGAUUGUCUAACAUUCAUCA